UAUUCGACAGAACUCGCACCCUCGGCGCGCGCAGCAUGCCAGCAGACAACCUGCAAGAAGGAAGGUAUCAAGAUCCAAAAAGGCGAGCUCCGCCAGGGCGUCUUGGUCACGAUCAGGGAGCACGAUACAAUCAAGUGGCGCCACUGGGGCUGUGUUACGCCAUUAGUCCUCAGCAACUGGAAGGACGUGUCUGGUGGCGACAUGGAUCUGAUCGAUGGCUACGACGAGCUUCCAGCCGAUGCACAGGAGAAAGUAGAGCGCGCUCUGCAGCAGGGUCAUGUCGACGACGCUGAUUGGAAGGGCGUGAGUCACUUCUUGACCACUAUUCUACACUAUAUCUGA
Messenger RNA from Pseudocercospora fijiensis CIRAD86, 342 nucleotides. RefSeq lists its product as uncharacterized. Lineage: Eukaryota; Fungi; Ascomycota; Dothideomycetes; Mycosphaerellales; Mycosphaerellaceae. The record is from RefSeq and is a predicted model, not a curated record. The transcript has 2 exons. Gene Ontology annotation, molecular function: DNA binding; zinc ion binding. The annotation marks the transcript as partial.